Molecule: messenger RNA, 2101 nt
Organism: Botrytis cinerea B05.10
Lineage: Eukaryota; Fungi; Ascomycota; Leotiomycetes; Helotiales; Sclerotiniaceae
Exons: 3
Coding region: 324-1652 (442 amino acids)
Source: RefSeq, a predicted model, not a curated record
GAGACUCAGGAGACCUUGAUCCUGUCGACAUCGUCUUGUCUUUCAUCUGGAUCUUUUAGAAAAAUCAUCAAUAUCUAUUGCUAACAAUGCACAUAGCAUGGCACAGUAAUCCCCAAGGAUUUCAUCAGUCACUUGCUAGAUUUAUUUACAACACCACGCGCUUUGAACCGUUACAUUUUGUCAUUAAAUAGGCUUAUCGGCGCGAGUUCCUGCUUACCGUGCCAACCUUGUUCUUCAAUGUGAAACGAAACGUCUUUGAAUAUUGAGAUCUUGAUGAGUUACUUUCGCGCUCUAUUGAGUUGUUGUUCGCCUAUCAUGAGGCAAUGGCGUACCGUCUCAGAAGCCCCAGUCACAUUGGCAUAUUGUUCUUGAUUGUCCUUGUUUGCGUUUACCUAUAUGAUAAGCAGUCUACGAAUUUACGAUCCUCAAUCCUUCAAUUCUCGGUCAAUGAGCAGACGUCUUCUGCAGACAUUCUCCAGUCGCUUUCAUUGACAGAGGACCAAUGUCGAGCAGCUUUCCCAGGCUUGACGAAAGAAAUUGACGAUGCAGUGGCUCGAGGACCGUUUCCUCUGAAGAGACAGCCGGGCCACUAUACUGGGCUUGUGCAAGGAAGAAUAAAGGAUGGAAAGAUAUUCAUCAUUUCUGCGGACCCAAACCCUUCCCAAAACAUGCUCCAGGAGCGAACGUCAGUCUUGCACCAAAUUCACCGUGCAAUUGCUACUUCUCCCUCGCCUCUUCCGAACACUAUUUUCGCAUUCAAUAUACUAGAUACUCCAAUGAAUAAUUCAUGGACAUUCUCAAGACCGAACGACCCUAAUAUUGAAAAUGGAAACUACUGGGUUAUGCCGCACUUUAGCUUUUGGUCAUGGCCAGUUUCCUUUAUUGGAACUGUCGAUCAAGCAAUAUCCAAGAUUGAUCGCAUAGAGAUGGAUAAACAUUGGACCGAGAAAAUUGACAAAGCGGUAUGGAGGGGAACGGGAUGGUUCAAUACAGUCGGUAAUAAGGACUCGCGACCAAGUUUGGUUCUCAAGGGUAAAGAUAAGGAAUGGGCAGAUAUAGAAGCUCUUAAAUGGACCACAAACGGCGAAAGUGCUGAAAAUGCUAUCGGGAUAGAGGACUUUUGCAAGUACAAGUAUAUUGUUUAUACGGAAGGCAUAACCUACUCUGGGCGUCUACUUUUCCAUCAGGCGUGCGCUUCCGUUAUCCUCACACCACCACCAACCUAUUUACUUCACCAUACACAUUUCAUGCGUCCCAUAUUUUCAAAAACAUUCUUUCCGGCGCGUGAAAAAUCUUCCGAAUUUGAAUAUGACUGGACAACUCGCUGGCCCAAGACCUACGGACCAAGUGAAGCGAACAUCAUAUUUAUUGAACCCGACUGGUCAGACCUUGAGGAAACAAUCAUGUACUUGCGGAACCAUCCUGAGAUAGCCACUGGUAUUGCUGAAAGACAAAGGGAACUUUUCACAAGAUACUUGUCCCCAGCUUCUGAGGCUUGUUAUUGGAGAGCUCUUAUACGUGGUUGGAGUAAAGUUGCUAAACCAAACUAUGAAGAUGACGGUUGGGCUAAAUGGGAUGCAGAAGGGAUCGAAGAUGGCGAGGGAAUGAGGUGGGAGACAUUCAGUCUACUUGGGAAAGUACCCCAGAACUGAAGCUCGCCGCGGAAAUGGGAAUCUCUGUUUUAGGAUCGGCGCAACCUAUUGUAUAUAGACAAGGUCCCAUUAUUUAACGAUUUGAGUUACCGUUUAUCAUUCUAGUUUUCCAUGCCAGUUCCAAAAACAAAAACUUUGCAUAUCACAUACUGCGAUUGCAACUGUCCAGCUUUCUGAAGCUACCUAUCACGAACAGUCCUUGAAGAUUUCCAUGCUGAAAACUUGAGCACGUUGAUCAUGGAAGAAGUGGAGACUAAAUGUCAAAAUAGCUUUACCUUUCACGAGUUUGUUAGUCUUGAUCUUAAUAGCAGAGUCUGCAGUAAGGAACACUUGCAUUCUCCGAUGCAACUGCCUGCGUUAAGUAUCGUCGGAAUCAAUUACAUGGAGAAUUGUUCCCGGAUAUUCGAUAGAAGGAAUCAAUGAAAAUACAGUAAUUGAAACUCUUGGCA